UAGUUAAAAGGCCCGUAAAAUUUUAGAACAAAAAUGAGCUGAGUUAUGCGAGCCCAAAAAGACACAGAAAAAACAGAGGGGGAAUGUAUCGAUAUAGCCGUUGGGGAUGGCAACUGAAAAGAAGGCAUUCCGAGAGGAAGCUGCUUUUGGGAUUUCCCUUCUGCUACAGCACUCCCACGUCGCCGGAGAAUGAGAAACCGGCCUCACCGGGACCUCCUCCGAUUCGAGUCUCGAUCACCGAAAUGGCAGGGCGAGGCGUGUUCGCGACUCGGAGGAUCGGAAGCGGAGAUCUCAUCCACACAGCGAAGCCUCUCGUAUCUCAUCCUUCGCUCUCCAGUAUUCAUAGCGUCUGUUACUUUUGCCUCAGAAAACUCAAACCUGUAACCUCUUCUGAAGAUUGCAAUGUUCGAUUUUGUAGCUACGAAUGCGAAGAACAAUCCAAGGUUUUUGUCGCAGUCGAGAGGAAAGCAGAUUGGUCAGCUUAUGAUGACUACUGUAGAACUCGAGGUUUGAAAUACCCACUUCUUGUGAAGCGCUUGGCUUGUAUGGUUGUAUCAGGAGUGGCAUCAGCAGACUGUCUUGACAUACUUCAACCUGCAAGUUUAUCAUCUGAGAUGAUUUCAGAGAUGGGAGAGGGGUUUAGCUUGUUGCAGAGUGCCUUCAUGAAGGCAAAAGCCAGAGAUGAAUGCAUGGCAUUUCUGACCGAGCAAUGGUACAUUAACGUGCUGGCACGGUUUCGUAUUAAUGCAUUUCGCAUUGAAUUGGCUGGAGGGUCAUAUGAAGAUCUUCAUUCAUUAGCAGCAGCUUCUGUAGAAACCGAAGCUGCUGUUGGCAAUGCUGUCUAUAUGCUUCCAUCUUUCUAUAAUCAUGACUGUGUGGAUCCAUGCAAUGAGAAACAAAAUGAAAUGACUAUUAUCUUUGCAGAACCAGACCCAUCUCUCAUGGAUCCGAAUGCACAUAUCAUAUGGAUAGAUAACGUGAAUGCAAGAUUGAAAGCUCUCCGUGAAAUUGAAGCAGGUGAAGAACUCCGAAUCUGCUACAUCGACGCAAGUAUGGAUCAUGAUGCUCGUCAAACCAUCUUGUUCCAAGGGUUUGGUUUUAGGUGCAGUUGCCUUCGUUGUUCUUUUGGUGAUUAAAAAUGCAUCUUGAUUUACAAAACCCACCGAGACGAAUCGCCACCCCUAUCAUAAUAUCAUGGUAAAUCAAAUCAGAGAAUUGGAAUUCUUUCCUUUAACGUAAAAAGAGAUUAUAUUUAGUAUUACAUGCUAGAAUUAAAGAAAUAAUUGUGGGAAUCAUCAACCAAAUUAUAACGAAAAGAUAUUGCAGAAAAUAUCCCAAUAUUUGGCCCAGGAGAAUCAGGCAUAACCGAAUGGAUGUAUGAUGUAUCAACUGCACCCACUUGUUAUUUUAAUAUCAAGUAAAAAGAGUCGACCAGAUUCAUGCA
Molecule: messenger RNA, 1444 nt
Organism: Vitis riparia (riverbank grape)
Lineage: Eukaryota; Viridiplantae; Streptophyta; Magnoliopsida; Vitales; Vitaceae
Product: histone-lysine N-methyltransferase ATXR4
Exons: 8
Coding region: 84-1136 (350 amino acids)
Cellular component (GO): nucleus
Molecular function (GO): protein binding
Source: RefSeq, a predicted model, not a curated record